CAUGAUCAAGUAGCUAAGCUAAGUGAUGAGCGGAUCACAACUCCCAAAAAACGAAAAGCACCUCCACCUCCUAUUAGCCCACUGCAGAGUUCUGGACCCUCGUCUCCUUCUGUUCUUACACCUUCCAGCACUCCUGCGUCCUACAAAGGGGACACUCCCAGGAGGUUCAUCUACAAGGAAGAUGACUUCAUAGGAGCAGCGCUGAAAGAAGAGGUGGAGAAGCUCCAUGAGGAAAGAAACAUGUUGCUGGAGACGAUCGAAGACUUGAAGCAGACGGUGGAGAUUGUGACUGGUCCUGAGCUGGAGGUUAAGGUCGAGCAAACGGCGUCUGCAGCUCUGGUUUCUGCUCUACAGUCCAAGAUUAAUGCUCUUACUUUAGAAAACCAGGAACUGGCAAACAAGCUCAAGAAACAUCCGACCCAACAAGGAAAUGAGCUGAACGAGACCAGUCGACCAAACAGCGUGGCCUCCAACGCCUCCUUCCACUCCACUCAGGAUGACUUUGAGGCAGCGCCACAAGCACCCCCUUCGACCACAGCGGAAGGAGGAGACCAUCCAGGAGCCAUUUCUGCUCAGCUGCAGGAGGAGCAGAGCGAAGGAGGGAGCCACGAGGAGAUCGGGCUGUUGAAACAAGCGCUGGAGAGCGUUCAGGUGAAACUGCUGGAAACCAGGAAGGAAAACCGGUUGCUUCAGGCUCAGCUGAAACCCGAGCGAGGCAGAGAAAGAGACGAGGAUGGCAGUGAAAGAGAGAAGAGGAGGGAGGAAGAGCUGAUGGAAAGUUUAGCGGAGCUGCAGGCGAAGCUGACAGACACCCAGGAGAGAUACCAUCAGGCUCUGGAGGAGGCAGAGGAUCUGAAAGCGCGGGCGGGCCGAGGAGAGGGUGAACCGACGGAGAAACAGGACGUCCAGAAACGGUUGUUUUCAGCACUUGAACAGGAAGUGAAACAGCAGAAGGUUCAGCUGGAGCAGCUGAAGUCGGAGAGAGAUGARGCAGCUCAGCGAGUCAGACAGCUGGAUGAGAUGCUGAAGAGGACGGAGGAGGAGAGACAGAUGGAGCAGCAGAGAGAGCAGAAGGUGGCACAGCUUGAAGAAAUGUACAUGGAGGCUCAAGAGGAGAUCAGGAUUCUCCAGGAGGCUCUGAAGGGCACGGUGCCAGUCGAAGCUGCAGCCAAAGACUUUGAAGAGAUGAAGGCCGAGUUAAAUGGGGUCAUAGCCGGGCAGCAGCAGCGUUUGUUGGAGCUGUCACACUCCUACAGCGAAACCAAGAGUCAGCUGAGCGCCACUCAGAACCAGCUCGCAGAGGCCAAAGCUGAGAGCAGCGCCGAUUCACCGUCGCCGUCUUCAGAGAAACGAGYCGCGGCGCUGAAGAGCAGGGUGGAGGAGCUGCAGGCCUCGCUCGCUGAGACCGACUGCAAGCUCCUGGCUGCCCAGGAGGACGUGAAACGGCUGAAGCAGGAGGCAGACAUUCAAACGCAGAGCUCCGUGACCCUCACCGACCACACGCAGGUCGUGUCCUCUCUGGGAAACGCCAUCAAGGAGCUGGAAAGUGAGUUGGAUGCUGUGAGACAGCAGCUGCACCAGAAGACWAUGCAAGUUGAAGCUCUGCAGCAAAGCCUCACGUCCGAGAAAGAUGUUACCCCAGAUGACUCGGUCUCUCAUCUGGAGCAUGAGAACAUGCGGGAACAGCUGGAGCACGAGGUGAAGCAUCUGACGCAGCUCCUUCAGGGCGCUCUGAGGAAGGAGGACGAGAUGGCUCUGGAGGCAGCAGACGCCUGGCAAAAGGCACGAGAUAAUCGCGCGGAGCGGGAAGCCCUGCAGGAGCUGCUGGUGACGAGGGAGAAGGAGAACCAGAUGCUGACCUCCAAACUGGCCGAGUCCCAGGAUGCCGUGUGUCAGCUCAAACAGCUGGUGGAGAAUCACGUUGCCUCAGAGAGAGAGAAAAACAAGAGGAUAGAYGACUUGUCUCGGGAAGUUGGAAAACUAAAGGACGCCUUAAACAGCCUAUCACAGCUCUCCUACAGCUCCUGUUCCCCCUCAAAGAGACAGCAGCAGAACCAGCAGCUGGAGACUCUGCAGCAGCAAAUCAAACAGCUUCAGUACCAACUAGCUGAAUCAGAGAAGCAGCACCAAGAGACGGUGUCGGUGUACAGGAUGCACCUUCUCUAUGCUGUUCAGGGUCAGAUGGAUGAGGAUGUCCAGAAAGCCUUGAAGCAAAUUCUGAAGAUGUGCAAGGUGCCAAGUCCAGCCAAGGAGGCCUGCUGAUGGUUCCACACCUGUAGAGACUGAGGACUGACAGACACCUGGUCCCUGUGGUUACACCUGGACUUGUUUUGAUGGAGUUUACAGUCAUGUAAUCGUUGCCUUUAAAAAGGUCAUUUUGAACCUUUUACAGUCUUCUGCCACAUUUACAUUAUUGUUUUCUGUGUCUGGAUAAGUAGACGCUGACAGAGGUUUGAAAGCAAACAAAAAGAAUCAACCAGGCUGUUGUGGAGCUGAUUCAGGUUUUAUUGGAUUUAAAAAUCAGCUAGCUCGCGGCACAGCCUUUUAAAGCUAUGCUUGUUGACAAAUUAUCUACUUUAAAGUGAAAAUUUAGAUCUUUUGAAAUGGAAUUCUAUGAUAAAGUUGUGAAUUAAUAAUAUCUUACCCGUUGUAGAURGCUUUUUAACUUUGACCAGAUGAAUCAGCUAAAGGCUAAAGUAGUUUGUGCUCUUAAAACAACUCGUAAGUCUCAAAGAUGUUGAACUGGUUCAUGCAAACUAUUUUAUAAWCCCUUAAAUUGCCGUUGGUUUUGCAUUACAUCAUUUAUAUAGAAAUAUCUGCUGAUUUGCAACGUCAAAUAUGAACAGCUGCAGCCAGCUGUAGCACUUAUGCAGGAAUAGCUGAAUACUUCUGUUGUAAUAACCRUGUAAUAAGAAUUGGACAGCGGUGUAAAAGUGGAUUAAUAUUUGCAUGAAAGCUGCAAUGAAAUAAUUUAGACUGGAGUUUGUUUGAAGAAACAGAAAUCCACUUGGUUUUUGGCUCAGCUCAGACUAGCCGUUAGCUCAUCAGUCCGGUCAAAAGGAAUCUGUUUCUCCAAAAGGAGUUUCUUCCCAGAAACAUCUACAACAGGUAAGAUAAUGACUGUUCGUAACCAUUCUGCAGACCUCCACUUCAAACUAUCUAAAAAUCACUUUAGCUGGGUGAGUUUUCAGUUUAUGGAAGUUAUGCUUUUUUUUAUUUAGAUUGAAUUUCAUUCUUCCUGCUCAAGCAAGCCUUAUAAAAACCACAAUUACCAAAUGAAAUAUCAGCUCAGAACUAAACAGCAACAACAAAAAAAUAAAUAAAUAAAAAUAAACCUUGAAGCUGCAAGACUGCUCUUAACCAAGGUAAUUCCUAAAAAUAAGCAAUAUUCUCCUGACUCAUUAGUGAGACACGUCUGAAUCAAAUCAUUGUCACAAUCAAAGCAACAGGAGGACACUUCAGUUGGAGGAUAAACAUAAAGAUGUUUGAAUCAUAAACCUGUUGAAACCAGAUGUAAUUAGAGUCAGGAACAUUUCAUCAGUGUAAAAAACAACAGCCAAAMAAAUGCAGUAACGAGGUCUUUCUUUUGUUCAUUACCAGCCAAACGUGUAAUCUAACUUUGUCUAUAAUAAUAAUAAUAAUAAUCCACACAUGGAGUGUCAUGUUGAAUACAGUCUGUUGUUUAAGUUUGUUUACUGUCAAACAAACAUGCUGGAUUUGUGCACUAGUCAAUUUAAAAGCAGCGAGUUUGUUCCUCUGUCAUUUUGUGCAGUUAAUAUUGUAUUAAACAGCAGUGUUAGCAUUAAUCUAAAUGUGUCGUGGCUGUUGGGUUUUGUGGCCCUCUGAACAACGCACGUGACUUUGCUGCCCAAACGUCCCACAGAAAUGCUUUCCUGCAGCACUUCUUUUUGUAAUAAUGUGUUUUCUAAGUUACUGUAAUGUAAUGAAGAGGUUCAGUGGUUGUGUUUUACGUGAAUGAGAAGCCUUGUGUGUGACGAGCACGGUUAUUUUUUCUAAGUGACACCUAAAUUAGUUUGUUGUUCACGUGAGACUGUUUAAUGGUUUAAAUGGUUAAAAGCGUUUCUGUUUCUGUUGUGACAAAAAGCCUAACUAUGAGUAUUUGUGUCUCUUUUUCUUGUUCUGUUUCUUCCAGCAGUUUGGACUUUUGUUUACAAAGUUUCUACUUGAAAACCAUAUUGGCUGAAAUAUGAUUCCCCCGUCACAAGCCUCAGGCUUCCAUUAACCAUCUCAUUAAUUUAUUGCACACAUAUAAAAGUAUUUUUGUUUGGAACACUCAUCUCUCACCUGUAGGAACAGACGCACACUGUACAUGUUUCUUAGAUUCAGUUUUUAGGUUCGUUUCUUUGUGUCUUCUGAKGGUCUCUGCUCUCCUUUGCCUUAGCACUGAUCUUAGAGCCAUACCAUUUCUACUGAAAAGCUUUUUGACUGUUCGGCGCACAUUCAACACUAAACCUGUGGGACUCGCUGGGGACCAGAGUGGGUGAGUCACUCAGGAAACAGGACUGAGUCUUUGCAGGCCUUAUAUCUUAGGUUGUGCUAAAUGUUCUGAUUCUUGACUGAAAUGUUUUGUACCAAGUAAGGGAAAACCAAGCAACAGCCAUUCUCCUCGUURUUUCUUUACUAACAGUUUUGUAGUGACAAGAAAGGAAAAAAAAAAGUUUGCCAACUGUAUUUUGCCAACUUUAUUAAAUUUUUAAGAUACCAUA
Messenger RNA from Austrofundulus limnaeus, 4727 nucleotides. RefSeq names its product retinoic acid induced 14 (gene rai14). NCBI's taxonomy places the organism in Eukaryota, Metazoa, Chordata, Actinopteri, Cyprinodontiformes, Rivulidae. Gene Ontology annotation, molecular function: actin binding. The record is from RefSeq and is a predicted model, not a curated record.